AUCAUUACAGAGGCACACAAGAUCAUUACAGAGGCACACAAGAUCGUUACAGAGGCACACAAGAUCGUUACAGAGGCACACAAGAUCGUUACAGAGGCACACAAGAUCGUUACAGAGGCACACAAGAUCGUUACAGAGGCACACAAGAUCGUUACAGAGGCACACAUAGAUCAUUACAGAGGUACACACAAGAUCAUUACAGAGGCACACAAGAUCGUUACAGAGGCACACAAGAUCGUUACAGAGGCACACAAGAUCGUUACAGAGGCACACAAGAUCGUUACAGAGGUACACAAGAUCGUUACAGAGGCACACAAGAUCAUUACAGAGGCACACAAGAUCAUUACAGAGGCACACAAGAUCAUUACAGAGGCACACAAGAUCAUUACAGAGGCACACAAGAUCGUUACAGAGGUACACAAGAUCAUUACAGAGGCACACAAGAUCAUUACAGAGGCACACAAGAUCAUUACAGAGGCACACAAGAUCAUUACAGAGGCACACAAGAUCAUUACAGAGGCACACAAGAUCAUUACAGAG
Messenger RNA from Candidula unifasciata, 540 nucleotides. NCBI's taxonomy places the organism in Eukaryota, Metazoa, Mollusca, Gastropoda, Stylommatophora, Geomitridae. The record is from the annotation of a GenBank genome assembly.